This is a messenger RNA of Cyprinodon tularosa, 2173 nucleotides long. RefSeq names its product rabaptin, RAB GTPase binding effector protein 2 (gene rabep2). NCBI's taxonomy places the organism in Eukaryota, Metazoa, Chordata, Actinopteri, Cyprinodontiformes, Cyprinodontidae. Gene Ontology annotation, molecular function: growth factor activity; GTPase activator activity. Gene Ontology annotation, cellular component: intracellular membrane-bounded organelle. The coding region runs from base 194 to 1609 and encodes 471 amino acids. The transcript has 12 exons. Gene Ontology annotation, biological process: endocytosis. The record is from RefSeq and is a predicted model, not a curated record.
UUGUGAACAGGAAGGAGGUGGACGUGUUUUCCGCAGACCGGGGAAAGUUGUUUCCUGAACUUCAUACUGAGCUGAUGGCUUCCACACCAAACCCUCUCCUUCCUAAAAAAAUGUCCAAAAAGGAUUUUUGGAUCUCUAAAUAGUCGUUUUUUGUAGAUAUUUCCCCCUCACUGAUGCCCUGCCUGCUGAGAAGAUGAGCUCGGAGAAGGAAGACCCAGUGGGCAGCCUGCAGGCCCAGCUAGCCGAGUGCCGAGCUCAGGCUGAGCACUGGCAGGGCGUGGCAACAAUCUGUGAGCUGAGCAAACAGGAGGAACUGGCAGAGCUGCAGAAACAAUGUGAUGAAGAAAUCCAGUCUCUGCAGGAGGCUCUCAGAGCAACUGUAGCCCAGUAUGAAGCCAGGAUAGCUGUGCUGCAGUCCCAGCCUGUGGACUGGAGGAGAACCAGUGGACACAACACGACCGGUAGCAAAAAGGGCAGGGCCGAAUCCGACGUAUCCGUCAAUGAAUCCCUGACAUCGGUUGGCAAUAGCUUGAAGGAGGACGAAGCGGCUUCGCCGCCGGACCAAACGCGGAGUGGACCGCUAGAACCUGAGGCAGCGGCAGAGGACGGGUCGCCCCUUUCAGCUGAAGGUUAUUAUUCCUUACAGAACUGUGACUCUGCCUCGCUGUCCUCAUUCUCCUUGGACACGCCAUCUCUGCCCAGAAAACUACUCACUCAGGAAGACACAGAAUCACUGGUUUCCACGGGAACACUAGUUCCUGAAGCCAUCUACCUACCCCCUGCGGGACACCGCCUAGUAACUCACAGUGACUGGGAUGCCCUCAAUGCGCAGUUGUCAGAUCUGCGAGGGGAAGUGAGCCGACUGCAGGCGGAGAAGGAGGAGCUGGAGAGAGAACUGGAUACCCAGACCCACCACACCCAUAAACAGGUCUCAUUGCUCCAGUCUCAAGUCCAGACCUCAGAGACUCUCCUUCAAGAUUUGCAGAAAUCUUUCAGCCAAUCACAGAAUGCGGUUCAGAGCCGGCUGGCGGAGUUGUCUCUGUCUCAGCGGAAAAUGUGCUGUGAGCUGUCCAGACUGAAAGGAGAAGACAUCGAUGAGCGUUUAUUGGACCCCAGAUCAUCGAUCUCAGACACGCAGCAGGGGGCGCACUGUGAGGAGCGACUUCGCAUCGAGAUAGUCAAUCUGAGGGAGCAGUUGGACAGUCGGGCGGAGGAGAACGAUGUUUUAGAGGUGCAGCUUUCCACUUUGAGGACAGAGACAGAGAAGAUCCAGGCUCAGAGGGACCAGCAGCAGGCUGAGCUGUUUACCUGCCGCAAAGAGCUGGAAGCCCAGCGGGUGGCGCUCACUCAUUUGCAGAACACCAACAAAGCCCUCACCAGUGAUAAAGCCCUCCUCCACCAACAGUGUCUGGAACUUCGUAGCCAAGUGAUCAGCCUUCGCUCUCAGGUGGACACCAGCCAGGCUGUGCAGAGGGACUUCGUCGAGCUCUCCCAGUCGCUUCAGGUUAAACUGGAGCUGAUCCGGCAGGCGGAGACUCUGGAACAAGUCAAAGAAAUCCUCGGGGAGAGUGUGGGAGAAGCUGGCGCUCAGCCUGCUGAAGUCUCAUGAACGUUAGAAAAAGAUGUGAAAAAAACCAAAGACCAGCAUCAAACAUAUCGCCUGGACCAAGAAGGUCCACACGCUGGACAGACACCCCAAGAAAACUCUGCACUAUUUCCCCCUUUUUCUAUUACGACACUGGAGCGUGUCUGUUUUCGCUAGCUAUGCUUCGAUGUCAGUAAAUCAAACGGUUUCUUAGUCAUUGAGAGCCAUGUUUUAAAUGACUUCCUGUAACAUUCCUUCCUGUAAAAAUGCAAAUCUGAAUUUAAUUUGUUUAUAAAACUAACAACUCUAGCAAAAACACUCAUCAGUGCAGGUAAAAAUGCGUCUGUAAGCCAUAUUAUCUGUGAUGAAGGACCUCUUUACAGCACAGUGCAAUAAGAGUUCAUGAAGCAAUGCAAACGAGAGGGUUUUUUAAUGUAUGUUAUUAUAUGUAAUAAUGAGUCUACCAUUUGUCAGCUAUCAGGCAUAAAUCUACAGUCCAUGUCUUAACUGCCCAUACCAGCCUUUAAAUUGACACGUAUGACUGGAUUAGGCAAUAAAAGUGGUAUUAGUAGAGAUAUAAAAGUUUAA